AUGGCGGUUCUUGGCUUCAAGCAGGGGUUCAUUCACGUCCAAGCCGCUUGUAGGACAUGGAGCCUCGUCUCCUACAAACAUCUUCACAAGCAGAGGUUGAACGUGCCAACAGAUUCGCAAUGGGAACCAGAUCUCGAAGAUUCAGACUAUGCAAUCCUCAAUGGGCUCGGCCUUAUCAAAGAAGAGCUUACCGUAACGUUACAAGAUAGUCGCCGCCGAUACUGCCACAAUGCACUACCAGGCACGGUCGUACAUAAUGGUAGUCGACGCAUUCUAAUUUCCGUCCCAUAUCCUGGCCAACGUCUUUGCUUGCUACACGUCGCUCGUUUCCUUGGUUUCACAGCAUCGCUUAUCAGCACGGCAAGCAUGAAGACCAGUAUUGCCCUUACCACACUCGCUGCGGGUGUGGUAGCUCAAACAGCAUUCGAGCCAGCGGACUUUGACAUCACCGAAGCCUUGCUCGAUAACGGAGUCAACGUCUCGGCCAUUCCUGAUCUGGCACCAUUCGUUGAUGGCUCACGACCUGGCGGUUGUUCGGCUGCUUGCAUGUCUCUAAGUGCCAUCUUUGGCGACGGCCAAGUAGAAACUCGGGCAGAAAGCGCGUACACUGCCUUCAUCACUACUCUAUGGUCGGGCCAACAAAGAGAGCUAUCUCCACAAUGUGUAUUCAAGCCCGAGAAAGCGCUGGAUGUCUCAACUGCUGUUUUGCUCGCGCGUUUGACGCAAUGCCCAUUUGCAGCCAAGAGUGGAGGUCAUUCUGCUGUGUCAGGAGGCUCAAACAUCGACAAUGGAAUGACGAUCAGUUUCGAAAAGAUGAACCAGAUUGCCUUAUCGAGCGAUACGAAGAUUGCAUCGUUUCAGCCUGGACACACAUGGCUUGACAUUUACUCCGCUUUAGAAAAGGACAAUCUUACUGUCAUUGGAGGCCGGGUGUCUACUGUUGGCGUGGGCGGCUUGACUCUCGGAGGAGGACUUUCUUACUUUUCGAGUGAAUAUGGAUUGGCAUGCGACAACGUAGAAUCUUACGAGCUUGUUACAGCAUCCGGGAUGAUUGUUACGGCCACUCCUACCUCAUUCCCGGACCUUUACUGGGCAUUGCGUGGCGGUGGGAACAACUUUGGCCUUGUUACACAAUUCAAUGCCCGAACUGUCCCUCGAUCUCCCACCAUGUGGGGUGGUAUGCGAGUAUACAGGGAGACGCAAUUCGCCGCUGUGAUCGAAGCGUACUUCAACCUCGGCAUGAAUGCGAACAAGGACGGCAAAGCUCACCAGAUCCUCUCAUUCAGUUGGGGCGGAGUCCCAGUCGCAAACGUCGAGCUAGAAUAUGCCGAUCCAAACCCCAACGCAACAAUUCUUGCGGAAUACAACGCUAUCCCUGGUGCCCUCCAGGAUAUCACGGGCAUCAGAAGUCUCGCGGAACUCACGAAUUUGCUGGCAGAGUCGGCUGUCGGUGCUGGACUCAGACAGAGCUUCUGGACCUGGACUGUCAAGCUUGACAAGGAGCUGGCUACCCUUACCAAGGAUAUAUUCUUCGAAGAGAUUUCAUCCAUACUGGAUGCAGCAGAUGUUUUGCCUGCCCUCUCACUUCAGGUGCUUACUGAGCCCAUACUUCAGAAGACAAAGACAAGAGGAGGCAAUUCACUCGGUUUGGACCCAAAGGACGGGCCGCUCAUGCUUGCCUUGAUCUCCAUAAAGUGGUCUGACAGUGCCGAUGACUCUCGUCUCAACGAGUUCGCAACCAAGGUCAUGAAUCGCGCUAUCGCUGCUGCGGAGGCGAAGGGCAAAGCAAGCUCGUACAUUUACAUGAAUUACGCCAGUCCCUACCAAGAUCCGGUUGCAGGCUAUGGCUCUGUAAAUCAAGCACGACUCAAAGCUAUCUCGAAAAAGUACGACCCUACCGGCGUGUUUGAGAAAUUACAGCCUGGCUACUUCAAGCUGGAUGGUGCUCCUUUGGAAACCGCACCGUAG
This is a messenger RNA of Plenodomus lingam JN3, 1968 nucleotides long. RefSeq lists its product as uncharacterized. Gene Ontology annotation, molecular function: FAD binding. The record is from RefSeq and is a predicted model, not a curated record. Lineage: Eukaryota; Fungi; Ascomycota; Dothideomycetes; Pleosporales; Leptosphaeriaceae.